Messenger RNA from Cyphellophora europaea CBS 101466, 1035 nucleotides. RefSeq lists its product as uncharacterized. The transcript has 4 exons. The coding region runs from base 1 to 1035 and encodes 344 amino acids. NCBI's taxonomy places the organism in Eukaryota, Fungi, Ascomycota, Eurotiomycetes, Chaetothyriales, Cyphellophoraceae. The record is from RefSeq and is a predicted model, not a curated record. Gene Ontology annotation, biological process: cytoplasmic translation. Gene Ontology annotation, cellular component: cytoplasm. Gene Ontology annotation, molecular function: GTPase activity; GTP binding.
AUGACUUCUUUCCCUAUAAAACUUGCUCGAUUAAGAGCACAACUUCUGGAGCCAGGACCAGGAGCUGGAGGUGGUGCUGGCUCGGGCUUCGAUGUGUCGAAGUCCGGGGAUGCUCGCAUCGCACUGGUGGGCUUUCCUUCAGUCGGCAAGUCGACCUUCCUUUCGAAAAUCACCAAGACCAAGUCUGAAGUGGCGGCAUAUUCCUUUACGACCUUGACGGCUAUUCCUGGCGUACUUGAAUAUGGUGGCGCCGAGAUCCAGAUUCUCGAUCUUCCGGGUAUCAUUGAGGGUGCGUCUGAAGGUAAGGGUAGAGGACGACAGGUCAUUAGCGCAGCAAAGACCUCAGACCUGGUACUCAUGGUCCUCGACGCUACCAAACGCGCCGAGCAGCGCGCGCUGCUGACCGCAGAGCUGGAAGCGGUAGGCAUCCGACUCAACCGCAGCCCACCCAACAUCUACCUCAAAGCCAAGAAAGCCGGGGGCAUGAAAAUUACCUUCCAAUCCCCACCCAAAAACAUCGACGAGAAAAUGAUCUACAACAUCCUCCGCGACUACAAGAUCCUGAACUGCGAAGUCCUGGUACGCGACGAAAACGCCACGGUCGACGACUUCAUCGACAUCAUCAUGCGCGAGCACCGCACCUACAUCCGCUGCCUGUACGUGUACAACAAGAUCGAUGGCGUCAGCAUGUCGUUCCUGGACGAGCUAGCCCGCGAGCCCCACACGGCCGUCAUGUCGUGCGAGAUGGACCUGGGCGUGGCGGAGGUCGUGGACCGCUGCUGGGAGGAACUGCGCCUGAUCCGGCUGUACACGAAGCGGCAGGGCAUCGAGCCGGAUUUCUCCGAGGCGUUGAUCGUCAGGAGUGGGAGCACCAUUGAGGACGUGUGUGACUCGAUCCAUCGCACGCUUAAGGAGACGUUCAAGUACGCGCUGGUCUGGGGCGCGAGCGCGAAGCAUGUGCCGCAGCGGGUCGGGCUGGCGCAUGUGGUUAGCGAUGAGGAUGUGGUGCAGGUGGUGAGCAGUUGGAAGGCCUGA